Cephus cinctus (wheat stem sawfly) is the source of this 3150-nucleotide messenger RNA. Its product is annotated as transmembrane protein 115. Gene Ontology annotation, biological process: retrograde vesicle-mediated transport, Golgi to endoplasmic reticulum. The transcript has 4 exons. Gene Ontology annotation, cellular component: Golgi apparatus; membrane. Lineage: Eukaryota; Metazoa; Arthropoda; Insecta; Hymenoptera; Cephidae. The record is from RefSeq and is a predicted model, not a curated record. Bases 1 to 1089 code for a protein of 362 amino acids.
AUGGCAGCGAUCAAAGGCCUGGGAAGAAACAUUCCUUACUUGCGACAACAAUUCGCAGCGUUUCUAGGAACUACUAGCACCAGUGUCAAGUUCAUCUGCGUUGUGGUUCUCUUCUCGUAUUGCUUAUCUUUUUCCGAACAGGCAGUGCAAGCUUUGAGCGUAACACCAGGUUAUUUGUUACCUUCGGAUUUCUGGAUAUGGACCGCUUUCACAUUUUGCUUCCUGGAGAUACAUUUUUGGGAAGUAUGCGUGGACAUCAUCACGGUCGGCCUUUGUGGCAAACUAAUAGAGCCCCUAUGGGGUGCUAUGGAAAUGAUGACUUUCUUUGCUAUCGUCAACAUUGGGGUUGCUGUACAAUCAACUCUGUUCUACUUAUUUUUCUACAUGUGCACUGGUGAUCCAGGUUUCCUUUUCCAAAGGCACAUUCAUGGGUUAACUGGCUACAUUGCAGGAGUCAGUGUGGCUGUGAAACAGAUAAUGCCAGAUCAUAUUUUAAUUAAGACACCGAUAGGAAAAUUCAAAAAUAGAAACAUUCCUUUAAUGGUAUGGUUUGUGAGCUUGUUAUUGUGGCUCCUUGGAUUGUUAGAAGAUACCCAUCCAACAAUGUUUCUGAGCGGCUUAUUAAUCUCUUGGGUUUACUUACGAUUUUAUCAGAGGCAUAACAAUGGCACUAGAGGAGAUAUGGCUGAUAAUUUUACAUUUGCAAGCUUUUUUCCAAAUGUUUUACAACCACCGAUAGCAGUAGUCAGCAAUACUGUACAUGGUUUUUUUGUACGAAUUGGUGUUUGUAGGAAGGUUGUGCGAAGGUUUGACAUGUCCAACGCACCACCAGGACUUGUCAUUAAUUUACCAGGGAUUGACCCACAUGACAGUGAAAGGCGCAGGCAAAUAGCAUUGAAAGCUUUAAGCGAGAGAUUGAGUAAGGAUCAUUCAAAGCCAUGGCAAUCAGAUAGGAGUAAGAAACAUUCUCCUGUCCCACCUGCUGUUUCUAUACCAAUUCCUGAUUCCGCUAGACCAAAACCUUUGGCAUCACCACUUAUACCGCAGACUAGUGUUAAUAUCCACAAUCAUCCCUCUACUAGCACGUGAUUAUUUGAAAUUAACUUAUUUCAAUUGGUUUAUGUAGCAAAACAUUUUUAAGGAGCUUCUAAAGAAAAUGUUCCUACAGAGACGAAUUUUAGUACGGCAAUCUUCGAUAAGACGACUGAAUUUUAAGAUUUUGUGUAUUUUUAUAAAUAUAUUAUACCGUUCUUUAGAUAUCUUGUGAUACCGAUACAUUCUUAAUCCUCAAAAAGGUAAUUUUAGAUAAUCGACCUCAUAGGUCUGAAUCGUAUUAAGAAUUCAAUAUAAUCAGGCACAUUCUAUCAUAUCUACUUCGUAAUAUAUUAAGUAAAAGGUUUCGUUUCACGGUAAAUUCUGCAACCUUCUGUUGUGAUAAAUAUGCAUUUAAUAUUCAAGCUAUUGAUGUGGGAAUAUCCCAGGUAAUAUAUGCAUUAAAAGAUUUUCUAAAAUUAUUAUUAAAAAGCGAUUAAGUUCUCUUAGUGUCACGUCUGUACCUGAAUCUAUAGUGAGUGUAUCUAUCUUUUGUUUCUACAAAUUCUUAUAUCAUUUUCUACAGUAUUUGACAAACCAGAAGAUUUAUAAUUUUUAUUUAUGAAAAUAUACAAAAUUCUUUAUCGAGUACGAUGCCAUACAUUUACCGAUAUAAAAUAUUAUCUUUAGGAGUUUCUUAAUCAUAUCGAAAAAUAUUAAAAUUGGAUACGAAAUUGAUAAACAAAUUGUAUUCUGAUACUAUGAGAGAAUAUUCCGUCUUUCAUUACGAUCAGAGAUAGUGGGUCAGUGUAUAGUGCUGUAAAUGAAAAUGAUGUAUCACUUUGCCUUCGUGUGAUGUUAUUAAGGCAUAAAAAAGCAUGUAAAAGAAUUUAAUUAUUGUCAUUAAAAUUGAGAAAUAUUUAAAAAAAAAACAUCGGAAUUUAAUAUCGGCCUAUUGUGGAAUUGGAACGAUAUGAUAUUUAAGAAAAAUUCAUUUAAAAAUUAUGAGCAUUUUCACGAUGACUCAAAAAAAUACUUUUACUAUCACACGCUGGAGCAAAUAAUAUUUGCACAUAAAUUACAACAUUACUCGUACGAAGUACAUGGACAUAUUGAAAUAAGAUACUUUAAUAUAAAGAAGACUUUUUUAAUGUUCGUAACUCAUUCGCAUGCUUUUUAUGUAUACUCAUUGAAUAUUCAUGUUCCCAUAUAUUUUUUUAGCCACCAUUCUAUUUUUAUUACAUUAUUACUUUCACGGCUUGCGGAUAGGAUUAUUUGACUUUGUCUUCCUAUAGCUGUAAAGUUUCAAGAUAGCAGACGACAGUUUCACUUGUUAGUAUUUUGGAGCAUAUAGAAAUUGUAUAUAUAUAUAUGCUUAAAACUCUAUUGUCACUACCAAAGUUACUCUAUUUCAUUAUAUUUUUACAAUUAGCACAGUUAUGAUCACAUUACUGAAAUAAUUAUUAUCAUUGACAACAAAUACGAUUAAUUAAUGAGUGUAUACCUUACCCGAAAUGAAAUAUGAUAUAUUUUAAAGAACAAAAUAAGCUUUGUAAAAAUAAUGAUCUGUCGAGAAAUUAUUCAGAGCUGCCAUUCAUUGUAAGUCGUGUACAUUCAGAUGAUUAUAAUUGGUUUUCGUAAUUGAUUGUAUUAAUCAUCGCGUGCGAAUGAGUUAUAACUAGUAAGUUAUAAAUAUAACUAACUAUGAUGCAAAAAGCGAAGGGAACAAGAUACUAGAAAAUGGGAUACGACAUUUAUGUGUGAUGGAUUUCAAAACUAUUUUUAUGUGUAGUAUGAAGUGGUUCUUAAAAUUAUUAAAAUGUUUAAGCCGAGACAUCUUGGCCUGGUACUUAAACAACGCUUUUGUAAUUUAUGAAUUUAUUUGUAUCAAUGGAAAAUCCUUAGUCAAUUAGUAGGCUGUUAAUGGCGUAAGAAAUGGAAAAGCGUUGCAAAGUGUAAGGCUAAGAUAAAGUGUGUGAAUAAGUGGACAUUCAUUAGAUAUACACACAGAAUUUAAUAUAGUCGUAAUAAUUAUAUUUAAAUAUUAAAUAUACUUGAUUUUGUACAUACAUUAUAUCCAAUCAAUCUGUAUAAUAUUAAAUUUUCUUGAUAAAGUUA